CAGGAAUUUUCUCCGUUCAUGUUUAACCGCGACAGGCACAGACUCUGGGUGAAAAGAAAGAACUUCGUGCUUUGGCUGCAGCACUGCGAGUGUAAAGGGAUGAGUGGGUUGCACAGAGAGUGUUAACAGGAACAUCGAUAAGUAGUGUAAAAACUUGCACAAUGAAAUCCGAGGCCAAGGAUGGAGAGGAGGAGAGUCUACAGACUGCUUUCAAAAAAUUAAGAGUGGAUGCAUCAGGGUCCAUAGCAUCUCUGUCUGUUGGAGAAGGCACAGGUGUCAGAGCACCAGUCAGAACAGCAACAGAUGAUACCAAACCUAAAACCACAUGUGCAUCUAAAGAGAGUUGGCACGGGUCUACAAGGAAGUCUUCACGAGGAGCAGUGAGAACUCAGCGUCGUCGACGUUCUAAGUCUCCUGUCCUUCAUCCUCCAAAGUUUAUACAUUGCAGUACAAUAGCAUCUUCUUCCAACAGUCAACUGAAGCACAAAAGCCAGACUGAGUCACCUGAUGGCAGCAGUGGGCUGGGAAUUUCAACCCCGAAAGAGUUCAGUGCAGGAGAAAGCUCUACUUCUCUCGAUGCUAAUCACACAGGGGCAGUCGUUGAGCCUUUGAGAACUUCCGUUCCAAGGCUCCCAUCAGAGAGUAAGAAGGAAGACUCCUCUGACACUACCCAAGUCUCCCAAGCAAGUCUCAAAGCCAGUGAUCUCUCUGACUUUCAGUCCGUUUCCAAGCUAAACCAGGGCAAGCCAUGCACAUGCAUAGGCAAGGAAUGCCAGUGUAAGAGAUGGCAUGAUAUGGAAGUGUAUUCCUUUUCAGGCCUGCAGAGUGUCCCUCCCUUGGCUCCAGAACGAAGAUCCACACUUGAGGACUAUUCUCAGUCGCUGCAUGCCAGAACUCUGUCUGGCUCUCCCCGAUCCUGUUCUGAGCAAGCUCGAGUCUUUGUGGAUGAUGUGACCAUAGAGGACCUAUCAGGCUACAUGGAGUAUUACUUGUAUAUUCCCAAGAAAAUGUCCCACAUGGCAGAAAUGAUGUACACCUGAUAGCAAGAAGCUAAUUCAUAUGCUUUAAACCAAUGAAGGCUUGUCAAAGAGAUUUAGUUAAUGGCAGACCUUGUGGCCACUUUGUGUGAGAAGACAUCUCUUUCUGCUCACUGUGCUUGCAAUAAAAACUUUACUUGGCAUCUCAGUUAAUCUUCAUUCUUUAAACUUACUCUUUGAGUUCUUCCAUACACUUCAAGGCAAGCAGAUCAAAGAAAAAUUUAGAAAUGUUCCUGGGGGAUGAAGAAACCAUAAUUACUUGAGACUGGCAGCAGUGGGUAAAAGCCUUUGUAAAACAGUGCAUUUUUCAGAUUUGUUUAAGGUUUGGUAGCCAAGGAAAGUAAAAUGUGAUUUUGUAACUGCACUAAACAUUUGUCAUGCUGUAGUUGCCAGCCCAGAAUAUUAGAAGUUACAAGACUGAUUUAAACCAUCUCUGAUUUAAUGCAAGAUUUAUUGUGUCUAUAAAGAUUUCUCAUGUUAUUGUUAAGCCAGAGAUCUAAGGUUUAGAUUCAAUUUGAAUAAACUAGCUGGCCUGCCCUCUAUUGUUUGAGAGAGUUAUUAACCAUCACUAAAGAAGCCCCUGCUGGUGCUGUUCAUCCUGAGACAUGUUACAUGCAGUUACUCAAGCAGCUUGGAAUGGGCUGCUUCAGUUGGAGGGAGGAGGUGUAAUAUUUGAAACUAGUGUGUGUCUUCACCAUCUCCAGCAUUUUAAGUAUAUGGCGUGUUUUUUUGUUAUUAGUUGUAAUACAGGUCUCAUACCUCAGUUUUGGAUGUUCUAGAUGGUUACCUCUUUGAGCUGCCCUGUCACCCCAGCAACCCCAAAAGAGAAUUUUGUAAAUUCUGUAUCCCACAGAUUUGGUCAACCAUUUCAAAAUUCCCUCCAGUUUGGUAAAAAAAAUCUGUCUUCGGUUUCAGCUGGAUGAUGAAUCCUUGUUUUUCAGGUGGCUCCAAAAAGAAUGUUGCAUGUGUUCAGACCAUCCUAAGCAGAGCCACCAAAUUUAGUGACAGUGUCUAGUCAUGUUAGCAAUAAUGUUAACAGAAGCUUUUGUUUAAAUUACAAAAUACAUUUAUACUAUUUACUAAAA
Molecule: messenger RNA, 2122 nt
Organism: Piliocolobus tephrosceles (Ugandan red Colobus)
Lineage: Eukaryota; Metazoa; Chordata; Mammalia; Primates; Cercopithecidae
Gene: OSER1
Product: oxidative stress responsive serine rich 1
Exons: 4
Coding region: 162-1040 (292 amino acids)
Biological process (GO): cellular response to hydrogen peroxide
Source: RefSeq, a predicted model, not a curated record